Molecule: messenger RNA, 1500 nt
Organism: Daphnia carinata
Lineage: Eukaryota; Metazoa; Arthropoda; Branchiopoda; Diplostraca; Daphniidae
Gene: nopo
Product: E3 ubiquitin-protein ligase TRAIP-like
Exons: 5
Coding region: 107-1438 (443 amino acids)
Source: RefSeq, a predicted model, not a curated record
GCCUGUAUCUGAAAAUUUGUGUUAUAUGUUGGUCGAUCUUAACUGAUUACGAGACAUGAUUAAUUAGGUAUAUUCACCCUGCACUGCUAGUUUACAAUAUCAUACAAUGCGUGCCCAGUGCUCUGUCUGCCAGGAGCUCUUUGGUGACUCUGAUGUUGUGAUGGCUCCACAGUGUGGUCACACAUUCCAUAGCACCUGCAUCACACAAUGGCUUGGAACUAAAAAAUCUUGCCCUACGUGUCGUCAAACAACAUCUGUUGACAAGCUUGUGCGGAUCUUCUUUGACAUUGCUUUCACUGCUGAUGUUGAUUCAGCAGACCUGCAGCAGAAGAUGGAUGAAAUGUCUUUAGAGUUUCAAGUUGUUCAGCGUGAAUUACGAGAAGUCAGACAAGAGAACGUAACUUUAAAGAAAAAGUCCAAUAAGUAUUGUAAAGAAAAAAAAGAAGCUCUAGAAAAAGUUCGCGACUCGGAAAUCGCCAUCAACAAUCUACAACAAAGGGUCGAAUUUCUAAAUAAGCAAGUAAAGAAUUUUGGCAUCGUGGAAGAUGAGCUGAGAACAUGCAAAGAAAAGCUUAAGCUGAUGGAGAACGUCCAGCAGAUUGUUAACUCUACUCAUGAAGAAGUUCAAGAAAUGCUAGAGCAGUAUGGUGAUCAUUCGGAAACGGCGAGGUCAUUAAGUACUCAAUGCGUAAUCCUAAGCAGGGAGCUAAAUGCUAAAGUACUACUAAAACAGAAAGCCGAGGAAGAUCUAAGGAAAUGCCGGCGACUGCUAAGCACUUUCCGCGUUGAAUUGCAACAAACCAAAAAGGAGUUGAAAGAAAAAGAAGAGCAGUCUUGCUUGGCAGAAGAAGAUAUAAAGAGAUAUACUACAGAAAAUUCAAAGUUGCAAGAAAAGCUCAAGGCUCUCACAGAAUCAAUUUCUUCACCCAGUGGUGAUCCUCGCAAUUCGGCCUUGUCGCGUUUACUCAAUGAAAGCCCGGCCCCUGUUAAUCUUCGCAUGUCAAACCUUCUUGCUGCAACACCAGCGACGCCGUCGACGCCUCUAGUGCCACUCAGAGUGAAAGGUGCAAACGUUCCCUCGUCCAGACUCAUCUUAUCAUCCCAAAAUAUGUCGAAUAUGCAGCCGAAACUUAGCAAUCCUGAACAAGAACAGGCAACCGGUAGUAAUGAGCGAAAGGAAGGUCGCAAAGCAGAUAGUUUAUCCGCACCCAUUGAUCCUGAAUCUCUGAAAUUUAAGCGAAUGAAAGUCGAUCCAGUUCCGUCAACAAGUGGAUAUUUCUAUGAUGGCUUUGGAGGUCACUCUAAACCAGAUAUUUAUCCAAGAGGUGCAUCUAGUUCGUCGUUUUCGGCUACCGCCAAGAAGAAGAGAGGACCAGUAACCAUGAAAAUCAAAGGUAAAACUCAAACCACAACAUUAGACUACUUUUAUUCUCAAUAAUGUGCCGUAUUUGUUUUUGUCAAAGAUAUAUUGUACCAAAAUACAAAUUAUAUUUUGUACCA